This is a messenger RNA of Caenorhabditis elegans, 2265 nucleotides long. It is a transcript of the gene hrde-4, whose product is annotated as Protein hrde-4. The transcript has 11 exons. Bases 42 to 1679 code for a protein of 545 amino acids. The record is from RefSeq and is marked reviewed. NCBI's taxonomy places the organism in Eukaryota, Metazoa, Nematoda, Chromadorea, Rhabditida, Rhabditidae.
AGACCUUGACGAUUAUCAUUCUUUUGUCACCAACGGGACAAAUGAAUACGUAUUUUCGUUUCGAAUGGAUUAAUGGAGAAGAAAAUCCGUGCGAAUACAAUCUUUGGAGAAUGUUUCAAAUUGAGCCAAAGCCAAAGUCGGGAGCAAAUUUCAUGAAACCAAAUCUUCCGAAUACUGAAAAUUUUUCUACAGCAUCAUCGUCGAAGAUUCGUCAAUUGUCGGAGCAACCGUCGUGUUCAAAUUCAUAUAAAAAACUAAGACAUGAAAUGGGUUCUGAUAAUUCAAAUAUUGAUGAUCCACUUGAUGAUUACGAUGAUAGAAAGAAGAAGUUGGCAAAAAAGAAAGCCGCGUUUAAGGCGAAGAAAGGAUACACUACGGGUCAAAACAAAUCGGAUAAUUCAUUCGAAUUUGAAGUUGAGAAAUCAAUGGAUCGAAAGGAACCAGAAAAUGGAGACGAAGAAGAAUCAACAGAGGAUGAUUACCGACAUGCUUACUCUUCGGUUGAAAAAAGUCUGAGAAAAAUAUCUCUGCUGCCAAUUCAACGACCUUCUCAUCACACUUUUUGCGUUUUCUGCUCCGAAUCGUACCCACCAGUUGAAUUUCAUUUCUGCAUCUUUAUGACAGCAGCCCAAAAAGAAGUGAAUCAAUCUGUGAACGAAUUUCUAGGAAAGGCUGACACGAUCAAUAAGAAAAUGCUCGAGUCUCUUAAAAAAUUUAUUCACACUUCGAAAGUCGACACUAUCGCCAAACAUUCCAGAAUGGAGAACACAUCAAUGAAAAAAAAUUCGGAUUCACCAAAGAAAUUAAAACGGCCAUCAACGGAUCCGAAUCCAAUCUCAAAACGUUUUCGACACAUCUCAGACGAAUCGACGUCUUCUUCAUCGCUGGCCAAAAAUAAAAGUCGUAGUGUAACACCGGAUGCUCUUCCGUUUGCGAUGAUCGAUUCGCAGGAACACCGUACACAAUCGGGAAGAGUCGUCAAACGUCCGAAUUUAUUCUGUCAUAAAGAAGUUCAAAUUCGGAAGGAAACCGUACAGAAGGAAGGACUUAAAAAAAAGCGAGUUAACAAGGAAAAAGAAGUGGAACAGGAGUCAACUAUCUUGUUGGGAAUUUCGGAAAGUGAAAGAAAAAGGAAUCGAAACAUGAUCAGGCGAUUAUUGGCAAAUGGAUUUGAACUUCCUGGCGAUGAUUAUGUACUGCCUCCUUUGCCAGCCGAUAAAUCAACAUGGACCAGAGAGCAACAUAAAAUGGACAUUUAUGGACCAAUAUAUUGUGCCUUACAAAGUUUCAAGCCUGCAUACACGACUGAUAUGACUUCUGAAUUCCUCGAAGAUGAUGGUGAUACGGAAUUUAAAUCCGAAAAUUCAGAAUCAGAUUCGGAUAGUGAAGACGAACAGAAAGUCGAAAAUGAUGUAGCAUCAAGUGCAGAUGACAUUGAAUUUAUAGAAAUUGUAGAAGCUGAGAGGAAGAUGGAUCAAAAUCUUGCGCAACAAGUUCGUUCUUCAUUCGUGACAACUGCAGAAAAUACAGAAAAUAAUAUGCUCAUGGAGGACGAUUCAUCAGAACAAGGAUCUUCAAAAUUUAAUAGAAAUGCAUCUCGUAGAUCAACCGAAAAUAUCGAGUUCAUCACUAUUGACGAUGACGACGACGACGAUAAUGAUAUUGAGAUCAUUGCGUAGAAGUUCAGCUAUACGUCGUGUAAAAGCGUCCAACGCAGUCACUGGUGAAGAAGUUAUAUCAGGAUAUCAUAACUUAUACUGUUAUUCAAAUUAUAAUCGUAUUUUCCAAUAUCUUUAAGGUUGAAUAUUGUGAAUACCAGAAAUGCUAGCGAAAUAGUUCUGGGUUUUCAAUAUUUUCAACAUAAUCUCUUUAUUUUUCUCUUUUAAUUUGUACCAUGUAAACUAAAUCUGAGCGCUCUAGGAAUAUCUCACUAUUUUCUAAUAUCAUUGUAUUUCCAACUCAUUUUCCUAAUUUAACCAUUUUUAAUUAUCCAGAAUUCUUGAACCUUCCUUCUGUUCUUCCACUUCUAUGUUAUCCCUCGUGAUGAUGACGCAAAGAAACGAGAGAAAACGAAGAAUACAUCAUGAAAAACACGAGAGACGCAGGAAGUUGAACGGACGGUUUGAAAGCAUGCUGUUUACAUGCAUUUUCGUGAUGAAAAUUUUCUCGGCUUCUCGAUUUUCUCUUUAAAUAUUGCCUUUUUGUUUUGUUAGAUCUUUCCAUUUGUUUCAUGUUCUUUUUUAUGAUUUAAUGAAUUAUCCUUUU